This is a messenger RNA of Paramecium octaurelia, 412 nucleotides long. The record is from the annotation of a GenBank genome assembly. NCBI's taxonomy places the organism in Eukaryota, Ciliophora, Oligohymenophorea, Peniculida, Parameciidae.
AGUUAAUUAAAAUGGCUUUAGGUCAAGUGUUUUCUUUUUUUUCUCAGCAAGUAAUGUUUAUUUGGCUUUUGGUGUUUAUCACACCUCUUUAUGUAUUUUUGGCUAGCGUAAUGGCAAAAGGACUGCAAAUUCUUCAUCAAAUGGCGAUAAAUAGAUAAUCAUUAAUUUAUAAGUACUUGGGAGAUGUAAGUUGGUUGUUCCCAUUUAAGGUAAGAAAUAGUUUAUAGUGAUGUAGCAAAAUGAAUAAGAAUUUAAAUUAGUACACAUUGUAUUAUUGGCAGUGCUAAUUGGUUUAGUUUCAUUAAUUAUUCUUGGAGGAGUAAUGUUAUAAAAUUAGGUUGAAAAACAGAAAAUAAUUGAAAAAAAGGAAAGAAGAGAAGAAAAAACUAAAAACAAAGUGGUAAACGAAUGA